AUGUCAAAGGAAAAUAUUAAUUUACCCAAAGCUCCAAAAGAUUUAUGUUUUUCAGAAAUUGAUUUCAUUCAGUCAAACUUCAAUGUAGAUACUUUUCUUCAAGAACAUAAGAAAAGUACAAAAUUGGAAACAAUGCGAGAUGAUCUUGGGAUAUAUUUGAAAUUAUUGAGAUCUGCUAUGAUUGAUUUAAUCAAUAGAGAUUAUACAGAUUUUGUAAAUUUAUCAAGUAAUCUGAUUGGUUUAGAUAAAGCUAUUAAUGACUUACAAACACCAUUAGGUCAAUUAAAGGAAGAAGUAAUGCAAGUACAACAAACUCUAGAUGAUGAAAUUAUUGCAAUUACUCACAAUAUUACAGAAAGUAAGAAAAUUAGAGAAUAUAAACAAAGUGUGUUUAGCUUACAACAUAUUUAUAAAUCAUUAAAUAAGCUAUCAUCAAUAUUAUCUUUAAAUACAUUCCUUGAAAGCCCAGCCAAAAUAAACAUUUUAGAACAAGCUGCAGCAGAAUUUAAUCAAUUGCAUUUUCAUAUGUCCAGAUGCAAAUUAGACAUUAUCAAUGACAAACAGAAUGAAGGUGAGAAACUUGAACAAUCUUACAUGACACACCUCAAUGAAUUUUUCUUAGCAUGUAUACAAGAAAGAAAUUCUACUCUAUUAAUUCAUUGCUUAAGGAUUUAUGUCACACUUGAUAAAAUAUGUGAUGCAGAGAAUUUAGUAAAGAAAGAGAUUGUUAGUCCAUUGAUUUACAGUGUAAUUAAUAUAGAACAUUUGCAAACUGACUUGCUUGGCCUACAAAAUAUAUACAACAGAUUAUUGAAUAUUUUAAAUGUAGAAUUGAAACAACUGUUAGACAUCACACUGCAUCCAAACAGACUUUCUGUGAAAGGUUUCAAUUUCUUGGUAAACAGUUUCUGGAUUGAUGUGGAAGAAAAAAUUGAACUGUAUAUAAAAUGUAUCUUUGCUCCUGGAGAUCCAGUAAUAUUUCACUCUAGAUAUGUAGCAACCUUAGAAUUUCUGGAAAAAUUGGAAGCUGAAUGUAUCACACCCGAAUCAUUAGUUGUACUAAAAGAAAAUUCACAAUACAAAAACUUUCUCAAAAAAUGGAAUUUACCGGUAUAUUUUCAAAUACGAUUUCAAGAAAUAGCCAGUGGAAUUGAAACAGCUUUAACUGAACCAAUAUCACCUGCAUUUGUAAAAGGAACUUUGCAAACCCUUACAAAAAAUGAUUUUUCUCUUUACGCAACCAGUGUGAUGUGGGAAAAUUUAGAAAAAAUUUGGGACAAUGAUGUAUAUUUAUAUCAACUUUUUCACAGAUUCUGGAAAUUUAGUCUUCAGAUAUGUGCUAGAUAUCAAACAUGGAUUCAAACAGCACUCAAAGAAAUAUGGCCAAUAGAAAAUGAAAUAGGCAACUUAAGCAAAGUAGAACACUCCACAAAACUUAACUUCCUAAUCUGUUUGUAUAAGGAUCUAGAAAGAUUUGUAAAUAUGCUGCCAUCUCUUCUGGAAAUAGCUCGUUCGAAACUUAAACAAGAGACACCAAUAGUAUUAAAAUUAUUAAAAGAUUCUCUUGACGAAACGAUAAAGAAUUUGAAAACUGUUUGCCCACAAAUCACGGAAGAAAUUGUAAAUGAACUUCUAAAACAAUGUGUGACGCAUUUGAAACAAGUCAGCGAUAUACCAAGAUUAUUCAGACGGACUAAGAGGGAUGUACCCACAAAACCAUGCGCUUAUGUUAAAAAUACGCUUCAAUUUCUUGUUAAAUUUCAUGCGGAUUACAAAAAAGUAAUACCAGAAAAUGUUAAUAAUUGGUUGGAAUUAGCUCUUUCUUCAUUGACCAAACACUAUCUAGUUUCCGUGACAGAUGUCUUAACUUCAGUACAAAAGACCGAGGAGAGUUUAAGAAGAUUAAAAAAAAUACGCGAUAAAUCUACGGGGUCCCUCCCCUCUGAAGCUCAAGGAAUCAGUGAUGAUGAAAAGAUACGUAUUCAAUUGCAAGUUGAUGUUCAAGCUUACGCUAAUCUGAUUACAGAAAUGGAGAUUUCAACCUCAAACGUGCAUAAUGUAGAAGAAUUAUUACAUGCUGUUAAAACAGCAACAAAAAGAUAA
Messenger RNA from Habropoda laboriosa, 2103 nucleotides. It is a transcript of the gene Cog2, whose product is annotated as conserved oligomeric Golgi complex subunit 2. Bases 1 to 2103 code for a protein of 700 amino acids. Gene Ontology annotation, cellular component: COG complex; membrane. Gene Ontology annotation, biological process: intra-Golgi vesicle-mediated transport; Golgi organization; protein transport. The record is from RefSeq and is a predicted model, not a curated record. The transcript has 11 exons. NCBI's taxonomy places the organism in Eukaryota, Metazoa, Arthropoda, Insecta, Hymenoptera, Apidae.